Paecilomyces variotii is the source of this 1910-nucleotide messenger RNA. Its product is annotated as triose-phosphate transporter family-domain-containing protein. The transcript has 3 exons. Lineage: Eukaryota; Fungi; Ascomycota; Eurotiomycetes; Eurotiales; Thermoascaceae. Gene Ontology annotation, molecular function: phosphoenolpyruvate transmembrane transporter activity; antiporter activity. Gene Ontology annotation, biological process: phosphoenolpyruvate transmembrane import into Golgi lumen. Gene Ontology annotation, cellular component: endoplasmic reticulum; Golgi apparatus. The record is from RefSeq and is a predicted model, not a curated record. Bases 139 to 1782 code for a protein of 547 amino acids.
CUGUAUAGACGCUCUUUACUGUGAACGACUUGCAAAGGUUUCAUUUCGAUUCCCAAUUGCGCCGUGGUAGGGUGCAUAUUGGAGAUUCCGCCGAAGAAAUUGCCUCUCGAUUUCCGCCCGUAACUUAGGCCUGGGACUAUGAGCACGACCACAGUGACCGGUACGCAGCGGCGAGCAUCAAUUCGGCAGACACAACCACCCGUAAUACAGACAUCAAGCGCGCAUUCGAUGCCGAGCCCCGUCGAUAAAUUCCCAGACUUCCAUGAUGAUUCGCAUGAGGCCUUAACAGAUAAAGGGCUUCCUUCCCUUCAAUAUGCGGCGAACGAUACCUGGCAGCCGCGCAGAGGAGGCAAUCCUCCUUGGGCGCAUGCUGCGGGGCCAAGAGGAUCGAAACAUCGACCGAGAAAGAGUAUAAACGAGGCGUUGACCACCAUUAGAACUGGGAAUGGUGGCGUGAGCGCCAAUGCGCACGAGCUGGCGGAGGCGCUCAGGGCUCCAGUGUCGGUCAGACUCAUUGUACUAUGUCUUAUCUGGUAUAUGACUUCGGCCCUGACGAAUACGUCGUCUAAAUCAAUUCUCAACGCGCUUCCAAAGCCGAUAACUCUUACUAUCGUUCAGUUCGCUUUCGUCUCAAUGUGGUGCUUACUGCUCGUAUACAUGUCGAGAUUAUUCCCAUCACUCAAACGAGCAGUGCCGGCCCUCAAGCACGGCAUCCGUCGCCCAUCGAGGGAGGUGAUUAUGACGGCGUUGCCCCUGGCGAUAUUCCAGCUGGCUGGUCAUAUCCUCAGUUCCAUGGCCACAUCCAAGAUUCCAGUAUCUCUCGUCCACACAAUCAAAGGAUUGUCGCCUCUCUUUACCGUGCUGGCAUAUCGGUUUGUGUUCCGUAUUCGAUACGCAAGGGCAACUUACAUGUCCUUGAUUCCCUUAACUCUCGGUGUGAUGCUCGCCUGCUCGACCGGUUUCUCCACCAAUUUCUUCGGCAUCCUGUGCGCCUUCCUAGCUGCAAUAGUAUUCGUCUCUCAGAAUAUUUUCUCCAAGAAGCUCUUUAAUGAGGCAGCCCGUGCGGAACAAGACGGCCAGUCUGGAGCGCGUAAACUAGACAAGCUAAACCUAUUAUGCUACUGCUCAGCGCUUGCAUUCAUACUGACCGUGCCUAUCUGGUUUGUCAGCGAAGGGUAUUCUCUGAUCAAAGACUUCUUCCAAGACGGUGCGGUUGAGCUGUCAGGAAAGAGAGGCGCACUGGACCAUGGAGCCCUCUUUGUCGAGUUCGUUUUCAACGGCAUAUCUCAUUUUGCCCAGAACAUCCUAGCGUUUGUUCUGUUGUCCAUGAUCUCUCCGGUGUCCUAUUCAGUUGCCUCUCUCAUCAAACGUGUUUUCGUGAUAGUGGUUGCGAUCGUGUGGUUUGGAAGUCGCACAACACCUAUUCAGGCGCUUGGUAUCGCACUCACCUUUCUCGGGCUAUAUCUCUAUGAUCGCAACAGUCAUGAUGAUGUUGCUGAUCGUCGGGCGAAUGCGGACCAUUUCCGAUCCAAGGACUCUGUUCUGCCUCUGAACAUUGGCACUCCCAGCAAACCGCGAGACUCACAUGGAUACGGGUUCCCUCCCGCCAAGAUUGGCGAAAAUCGUCGUCCUGAAGGCUUCAGUGCGGCGGUUGCUGACCAGAGGAAGGAAGAUGAUGGACCGGGGCCAACAAGAGAUAGAAGCACCUCACACACGUGGUUACCGCCUGGAACUAGGCAAGAGUCGACAUGGCAACCCGGUGACGCAGGGUCUUCGAGAUGAUCUUUUGCAGGCCUUGCGUCUCUUUAUGUACCAUAUUCGGAUCAUGAUAUAUUUAUUUGAAUGGCGUUGAAGAAUGUACUCUACAGACCCCACGGGGAAGACAUGUCUGAUGUCAUGUCGCCUGAUCA